AUGGUGAGAGAGUCGAGAUCAGCCCGUGAAGCUUGGGAGACGCUACAGACAUUCUUCGUGCAGAAGAAUCUACAUAACCGCGUACAGCUGAGCAAACAGCUACAUGAUUUCGAGAUGCCCCCCGGUGAGAAUUUGAUGGACCAUUUGAUGCGUUUCGAGGACCUCUUCUUGAGGCGGACCGGCGAGACGGUGACAGACGACGAGAAACAAGUUACUCUGUUGGGGAGUUUGCCUGCAGAAUAUGACGGGAUGAUCAAAAUCAUCGAGGCCCACGGGUCUGUGACGUUGCUAGAUGCGAAGGAGAUGCUACGACGAGAGUAUGAAGCUAUGAAGAAACGAGAGAAACAAGAAGGAGCGUUUAAAGCGGUUGCGCAGGACGCGCGCAAGGAUCGCAGUCGUAAUGGCUUGGAGUAUCGCGGUGGUGCUCGAGACCAAGGAGGUCGUGGACAGGUCAGAGGCGUAGCCAGCAGCGUGUGCAUCAACGGAAUAACACGUUCUUCAGCGGGCGAUGCUUCGAGUGCAACGAGGUUGGUCAUAAGCGUGUUGACUGCCCUCAACAACGCAAUGAUUUUGGUGAUGACUCGGGAGAAGUCGUAUUUUCGGUCAAUGAUAGCAAAUGUGCAUCCAGUUGGCUGCUGGAUAGUGGCGCCAGCUCGCACAUGA
Molecule: messenger RNA, 663 nt
Organism: Plasmopara halstedii
Lineage: Eukaryota; Oomycota; Peronosporomycetes; Peronosporales; Peronosporaceae
Product: polyprotein
Exons: 1
Coding region: 1-663 (220 amino acids)
Source: RefSeq, a predicted model, not a curated record